Lacerta agilis (Sand lizard) is the source of this 1898-nucleotide messenger RNA. Its product is annotated as opsin-5-like. Gene Ontology annotation, molecular function: G protein-coupled receptor activity. The record is from RefSeq and is a predicted model, not a curated record. Gene Ontology annotation, cellular component: membrane. The coding region runs from base 336 to 1535 and encodes 399 amino acids. The transcript has 6 exons. Gene Ontology annotation, biological process: G protein-coupled receptor signaling pathway. Lineage: Eukaryota; Metazoa; Chordata; Lepidosauria; Squamata; Lacertidae.
UUCUCAAGCUGACCUCCAUUUUUUUUUAUGCCACAGUUUUACAUGCUGAAGUGACCAUCUGCAUACUUUAGCCCCAGGUAAAUGACAAAUCGCCAGGGUCUUUGUCUAGUCACAGAUUGGUGAUCACCAGUAUUAAUAGAUAGGAUUAGCAAAUGCAAGCAGUCCAGCAGGCUGCAAAGCUGCUACUUGUCUCCUUAGAUUCCCCUCUGCCUUAUCAGUCCCGGGGCUCCAUAGAAAGAGAGUGAUCAGAGGUUUCAGGACGGCAGAGGUCGGUUUCUUUCUCUUUGCACCAGGACUUGGGGAAAGGGCAAAUUCUGGGUCAGAAACGACAGAAAAUGUCUUUCCAGGCUUCCCCUCAGGCACCAUGGAGAAACAACAAUAUCACCUUUUUGAACAAAGACGCUCCUGUCUCAGAACAAGGAGAGACGAUCAUUGGCUUCUAUCUACUGGCUCUGGGUUGGAUGUCUUGGUUUGGGAACAGCAUUGUAAUUUUCGUACUGUAUAGACAGCGGGCUACCCUUCAGCCCACGGACUACUUGACAUUUAACCUAGCUGUAUCUGAUGCCAGUGUGUCUGUCUUUGGUUAUUCCCGCGGGAUCAUUGAAAUCUUCAACGUAUUCAGAGAUGAUGGAUUUCUGAUCACAUCCAUAUGGACUUGUCAGGUUGAUGGAUUUCUGACGCUGCUGUUUGGUCUUGCUAGCAUUAACACACUCACAGUGAUUAGCGUGACUCGCUAUAUAAAAGGAUGCCAUCCAGACAGAGGGCAUUGUAUCAACAAUAGCAACAUCAAUGUGGCCCUUUUUCUUAUAUGGAUAGCAGCUUUCUUCUGGUCAGUAGCUCCAGUCCUGGGAUGGGGCAGUUACACAGAUCGCAUGUAUGGAACAUGUGAAAUAGACUGGGCAAAAGCUAACUUCUCAACCAUCUACAAGUCUUAUAUAGUGUCCAUUUUCAUCUGCUGUUUCUUCCUGCCUGUGUCUGUCAUGGUUUUUGCUUACGUGUCCAUCAUCAAUACUGUCAAGUCGAGCCAUGUAUUAGGCGGAGCAGGUGACCCAACUGAUAGACAGAGGCGAAUGGAACGAAGCGUCACAAGGGUCUCCAUAGUCAUUUGCACAGCCUUUAUCACAGCCUGGUCCCCAUACGCGGUCAUCUCCAUGUGGUCCGCCUAUGGUUACUCUGUGCCCAAUUUAACCAGCAUCCUCGCCAGCCUUUUUGCGAAAUCUGCCAGCUUCUACAACCCCAUCAUCUACUUUGGAAUGAGCUCCAAAUUCCGGAAGGACAUCCUCAUCUUGCUGCACUGUGCCAAAGAGAUCAAGGACCCUGUGAAGCUCAAGCGGUUCAAGAACCUCAAGCAGAAACAGGAGAACUCGCCUUCUCAGAGAGAGGAGAAAUACGCGCCAGAAGUCCAGCCUGCACUGAGUCCUGAUUCUGGUGUGGGGAGUCGUUCUAACACCCCACCCCCUGUCAACAGGGAGGUGUAUUUGGGUGCUUUUGAUACCCCGUCCAACAACCCUGAUAUCGAAUGCGACAGGCUGUGACCCGGCUGUUCACAAUGUGCAGCCGGUGAACACAACCCAUAGGAUACUUCUGCCCCACUUCCUUUCACCCCUGCCCUUUCCUCUAGCACUUAACAUGACAUACCAGCUCGACUUCCAAUGAAGCAGGACACAUAAAACCAGCACUAAAAGCAUGUGCGGUACAUAUGGGAGACUCAUAAAAAUUGCUGCGUGGCUGAUUAAAUAUAAAGGUGGGCAGCACAUCUAGCCUGAGCAGGGAUUCAUUUCCCCCUCUGCAGCUGCAAGUGAAAGACGUUUUUGUGGAGAAUCCAUUCACUGGCAUGUAAAAAAAGAAAAACAAAAUUGCCAAAAUUUUCUCCACCUAAAUAAUAUAAUUCAGAAGUU